GAGACCCGAAGUACGGGGAUCCCGGGCCUGGAGCUCAUGACUUGCCUUCAGCCCAUUGGUUUGAGUUACUCAGUCGGUAUUCCAGGCUCGCUGACAAAUGGAUGACAGCGACUCUAAAGAGUUUAAUGGCAGCGGCGAUAAUUUUGGAGCUGAACAUCUCAAAAAGAGAAAUUUGUCUGGUUCUAAUUCAUCAAAAGAGAUCAGGAGAGCUGUUGAACAGUGUCUGUCGUCAUCUUCAAGUACUCUUGAUAUCAGCAGAAAAAAUAUUAAGCAUCUUACUAAGGAAAUACAUAGACUGCCCAGCAUAAAGUACUUUCAUCUGGAAGGAAAUGUCAUAUCAAUGAUUCCUGAGGAUUUAUUUCAAAAGCUGCCACAUCUUGUUUGGCUGGAUCUCCGGUAUAACAAGAUUAAAGCUCUUCCCCCUGGAAUCGGUUACCACAGGCAAUUGAAAACUCUGCUUUUAGAAAGGAAUCCUAUAAAAGAGCUACCCACAGAGCUUGGAAACUUAACUUCGUUGACAGCCUUGAAUCUGAGACACUGUCCCCUUGAAUUUCCACCUAAAGAUGUCAUACAAAAGGGAUUAAAAUCCAUCCUGUGCUUUCUCCGGGAUUCUGGGAAUGGAAAACUGCUCUGUACGGAGCCAACCGCUUCAGAAAUGCCACCUGUUGAAAAGCUGAACUUAAGUGAACUGUUACAGUCCAGUUUGGAUUUGUCAGAUGAGUGGCCUAAUGAAGAGGAAAAGCAAAGAUUUCAGAAGCUGAAAGAAGAAAUUAUAAAAGAUGAAAAAGAAGGAUUUCUUACUUACGAACGUGUAGGUGCAACCCAUGAUUUUAUUGAAGCAGGGAAAAACCACAGAAAGAAAGAACAGCUCUACUUGGAGUCAGCUAGCCUUUGCAGGACAGUUCAGGCAAAGCGAGCUGAAAAGUGCAGAUCGGUAGCAGAAAAGGAGCUGGAAGAGGAACAAGCUUUAUUUGAACAAACAAAAAACAAUAAAGAAAUGCUUCAGGAAUGGCACAGCCAAGUGAAGUUGAUGGAAGAAGAAAAAGAAACGUUUAGAUUUUCACCUAUAAAUGCAGAUAUGAUACCAAAAAAUGCACCGCAUGCUACUGAUAACAUCAGUUACUACACCGUGGAAGAGGGAGCUGAGAAACGGGAGCGUACACCUGAAAUAACGGAAGAAAGGUUGUUGAAAGUAAAAGAUGAAGCUACAAGAUCCCUCAGAGAAAAGAAACUGGAACAGCGCGUCAAACAGCACACACAAAUGAUGAAAGCAAGAGGAGAAAAAUUAAAAGGAACAUCCCAAGUAGAAAUGAAGAAAGCAAAACAAGACAUUGAGACAGUUGAAGAUCUACAGACCAAGCUAGCAAAAACAAAAAGAGGACUCCUUCUCCGGGAGUAUCGUCUCACGGCCUUCACGGGGGAGUUCCCACCUGACUCACCAAGGAUGCAGACUCAAAAGAUCUUUUCCAGUAGCAAAUUUUGAUUGCCUGGAAUUGUUAAAGCGUGAAAUGCUUAUUUGAUAAGAAUGAGAAUUACAAAAGCCUCCUCUUCCCACUUAGUCUUCCCGACUGCAUUUGACAAUGUUAAACCUAUAAUGAUGAUCAAUCUGCUUUAACUGACUGUAAAAUUUGUCUCUUUUAGAAGAUUUGUGGUACAGUGUUGUGAAGUGUUUUCUUCAGCCUCUCUGCACAUUUUCUCAAGCACGCGUCUAUAGGCUACGAGAAUCCUAUGAAAAUAAAAUUCAAAAAUCAUCCCUAAGGUUUGGAGCAGCCGUUUGUAAUUUUACUAAUAUGAGGAAUUGUGUACUCUUAGUUAACUAAUUUCAUGAGUAACACAUCUCUGGCCUUGCACUGUACGUCCUAGUCAUAUCAGACCAGUCUGGGUUUUCGUGACAAACGCAGUGUUUAAUGUUAAAUUGUAACGUUAGAUUUAAAGCUAGUCUUCAAAUGUAGAAUAACCUUAUUUGCAUUUUACUGUCAUGGAGGCUGCGUCCUUCUCCUGGACAAGAGGAGGCAGGCGGGAGCCCUUCUCAGGGUGCCUGUACUUUGGGUGGGAGCCCUGCUGAUGUUUGGGAGCGGCAGAGCUGCCCCUCUGACCCCUGGGAGCCUUUGGGGGGGCCCCUCGGAUGCCGGCCGCAGGGAGAGCGGGGGAUCGGAGAGCACAGGCAAGCAAGAAGCGAUAACAGCCGAGCCCGAAUCCCAGCAGAGUCGCUCCCUUGAGAGAUGUGGAACUACGCAGCGCUACGACUGGAGUUACCAGGAUGGGAUAUCAGGAGCUUUUACCUUCCACUGCCCCAAAACAGCAGCAAUACUUUGGAGAGGGCUUUAUUACAGAAAAGCGUUACAGGGGCUGAACCAGUGCCAGUGAUCUUCCAGUACCGCAGGAGCCCCGGGAAGGGGGUCACUCAAGUUCACAAAUAGCAGAGGCCUGCCUCCCUCCCU
Messenger RNA from Gymnogyps californianus (California condor), 2441 nucleotides. It is a transcript of the gene LRRC27, whose product is annotated as leucine rich repeat containing 27. NCBI's taxonomy places the organism in Eukaryota, Metazoa, Chordata, Aves, Accipitriformes, Cathartidae. Bases 98 to 1483 code for a protein of 461 amino acids. The transcript is spliced from 11 exons. Gene Ontology annotation, molecular function: protein binding. The record is from RefSeq and is a predicted model, not a curated record.